Molecule: messenger RNA, 5791 nt
Organism: Parasteatoda tepidariorum (common house spider)
Lineage: Eukaryota; Metazoa; Arthropoda; Arachnida; Araneae; Theridiidae
Molecular function (GO): protein binding
Source: RefSeq, a predicted model, not a curated record
AUGAUUCCUUUUAUAAUUAAAUAUUUUCAGACAUCUAAGAUUUCAACUGUGUCAUAAAACAAAUGGAGAAAUUAAAUAAUUUAAUAACCCAAACGCAGAGAUCUUAUGUACAGAAAUAAAAACCAGAAGCGUCGUGAAAAUCUGCUUCUAGUUUUCAAAAAGGGUAAAAGAAAGACAAUUUGGUUAUCUGUAUUAAAUCUUAUUGAAAUCAGAUGAAAAGGAUUCUAACCUAUAAGCAAGAUUUCUAUUUUAAAUCUCUCAGUGUAUGUAUUUGUCUACAGAAAAAUGAAAGUCUGAACUUUGUGCCACCUAUCCAAUUUUUAAACAUAAGUAAAUUUUUUUUUAGUGUAUUGCAGUGAUGUAUAUUUGGGUUUUGUAGAAAUUUGGGAAGCAUAUGUUAAAAUAGACUUGACUUAUUUUUCCUGUCUUGAAGUCUGGAAAAAUAUCUAAAUUUAGCUGUAAUGCUAGGAAAAGGAUUUAAUAUUAAGAAAUAAUGAAAUUUCAUCAUUCUCUGCUUAAUGAAUCUAUAAAUUUAUAUCUAGAGUGAUUUACAUAAAAGUAAUUUGAAAAGUAUCCAGGAAAUUAUUUAUUCUAAUUAAAGAUGGAGAAAAAACGUAAAAGAAGUGUAGUAAUUCCUGAAAAAAUAAUGCUUGUGAUUGAACACGGAAGUUCUGAUGAGUUUGAUAAUUUAUUUCAAGAAUUUGCUGGUUGUAAUAUAGUUUCUGAUGAUUUUUAUAUUAAACUAUUACACACUUCUGCCCUAUUUGGUCGCUGUGAUUUGAUUCAAUUUAUUCUUAGUAGAAUAAAUUACUUCAAAAAGAAAAUUGGUGUUAAUGAUGUUGAUUUAGAUGGCUGGACAUCUUUACACUAUGCAGCAAAAGGAGGUCAGUUAGAAGCAGUAAAAUAUUUAAUUGAAAAUGAUGCCAAUAUCAAUGCUAUAAGUUUUGCAAAUGGAGCAAAAUAUUAUCAUAUUGCAGCCAGUUAUGGUCACAAAAAAAUUCUGGACUAUUUUUUAGAUGGAGGUGGUAACAUAGCCGAAACUGAUAGUGUUGGGUCGUCGUUAUUGCAUUAUGCAGCUAAAGGGGGUAAUCUAGAGGUAGCAGAAUUUCUUAUUCACAAUGGUGUUGAUAUUAAUGUUAAUGACUUUGAAGGUAAAAAACCUCUUCAUGUUGCAGCUAGUUAUGGUCACAGCACAAUCGCUAAUUUUUUUAUUAAUAAAGGUGUGGAUGUAGAUGAUAUUGAUAAAAACGGUUGGACACCAUUGCAUUAUGCAGCAAAUGAAGGAAAGUUAAAUGUAGUUGAAUGCCUUUUAAAGAAUAAAGCCAACGUUAAUGCUGAAACAAAAGAUGGAAGUAAAGCAAUUCAUUUUUCUUCUAGAGAAGGCCAUCGAAAGUUAGUAGAAUUCCUUCUUUGUAAUAAAGUCAGUGUUAAAGAUUGCAACAGUAAGAAUGGCUGGACUGUUUUACACUAUGCUACACUAAAAGAUAAUUUUGAUGUUAUUAAUGAUUUGAUUUCCAAAGGAGUGAAUAUUCAUGAAAAAUCAAUCAAUGGAAUGUCAUCUUUGCAUGUUGCAGCACAAUAUGGAAGUACUAAUGCUGCAGAAGUAUUGCUUAAACACGGAGCAGAAGUUAACGAGAAAGAUGAACGAAACUGGAUUCCAUUACAUUAUGCUGCACAUGAAGGUCAUCUAAAAAUGAUUGAGCUUCUAUUUGAUGAAAAUUCUAACAUAACUAAUCAAUGUUUACAGGGUCUGAAGCCAAUUCAUGUUGCAACACAGAAUAAUAAAAAGGAAGUGAUUGAAUUUUUUAUCAAUAAAGGAGCUAAUAUAAACGAGGUAAAUAGUAAAACUGGUUUGACAUCAUUGCACUAUGCUGCAGAAAAAAACCUUAUCAACAUUAUUCAAUUUCUCAUGGAUAGAAAUGCCAAUAUGUUUGCUCAGUCAAAUGAUGGACUGAUGCCUAUUCAUGUUGCUGCUCUGAAUGGUCACAAAUGUUCUGUAGAGGUGUUCAUUCAACAGGGACCAUACAUUAAUCUACAGACUGAUCAAGGCUGGACCCCUUUGCACUUUGCUGCUUUGAAGGGUCAUUUAGACUUGGUUCAGUUUCUUGUCAAUAAAACUACCUGUCUUAAUAGUAAAAUAAAAGAUGGCUCAAAAGCUAUCCAUGUAGCUGCUGUGAAUGGUCACAAAAGUAUUGUGGACUAUUUUCUUCAUAAAGGUAUGAAUAUUAAUGAUUGCAAUUUUAAAGGUUGGACACCUUUGCAUGCGUGUAUACCAAAAAAUCAGUUAGAAAUGGUUGAAUUUUUAGUUCAAAAUAAUGCAAAUUUGUAUGCAAAGAAUGCAGAAGGUCUUUCUCCUCUUCUCUUAGCUGCUAAGUUUGGUCAAAUGGAUAUUGUGAAAUUUUUACUUAGCAAGGGCUCUGACGUAAAUGAGUGCUGUAAAAAAGGUUGGACGCCUUUAAGUUAUGCUGCAUUCAGUGGUUCAGUCAAAAUUAUUAAUCUUCUAAUAGAAAGUGGUGCUGAAAGUGAUACAAAAUCUGGCUAUAUAGGUAAUCCUUUACAUAUUGCUGUUUAUGAAGGCCACAUAGAUGCUGUCAAAACUUUUGUCGAAUUUGGAAUAGAUGUGAAUUUAUUUGGCUCUAAUAAUAACACACCGCUGGGCUACGCUGCUGAAAGGGGCCACUUGGAAAUCGUUAAAUAUCUUGUAGAAAAAGGAGCAAAUAAUUUAAAAAAUUCUAAAGGGAAAAAACCGAUUCAUAUUGCAGCUGAAAAAGGUUGCAUGUCUAUUGUUGAGUAUUUUCUUGAUAAUGGUGUUUAUAUUGAUGAUACAGAUGGAGAUGACUGGACACCUUUACAUUAUGCUAUCAGAAGUCUGCAGUUUGAUCUGGUGAAGUACUUAAUAAAUAGGGGAUCGGAUAUUAAAGCCAGGAGUAAAUAUGGAGCUUCAGCUUUAUGCAUAGCUUCUUUGUAUCGUCUACCUAAUAUUGAUUAUCGAUUUUGUGCGUGCAGUCAAAAUUAUUAUGAUAAUCAAGAUGAUUAUUUUAUACUCUGUGAACAGGCUAAGCAUGAUCAUGAAAAAAUGAUUGAUUUUUUGAUUCAAAAAGGUGGAUUAAUCAAUGAUGCUUACUGUGAGGGUUGGUCUCCUUUACAUUUUGCUUUUUAUAAUAUAUUUGGUAGGAAUGUUGACUACAUUAUAAAAAAACUGAUAGAUGCGGGUUCAGAACUGAAUAUGCAAAAUAAAAAUGGAAGGACACCAUUGCACAUUGCUGCUAGAGUUUAUAACAUUAAUGCAGCUAAAAUAUUACUAGAUGCAAAGCCAGACUUAGAUAUGCGCGAUGGAAAUGGUGAUACACCUUUGCAUAUUGCUUGCAAGACUCGAAAGAUAGAAAUCAUGAAACUUCUUUUGGAAGCUGGUGCUAGGUCUGAUAUUAAAGACAAUAGUGGAAGAACAGUUGGUUUCUAUUGUUUGCAUAAUUUCAUGGAUUUCAAAAAUGGUUUUGCAGAAGAAGACAAAAAUCGUCGGUAUGCUAAAAUUUUAGAAAAAAUUACUGUCUUUACUGAUAUUGAUGACAAAGAAAAAAAGUCUGCUGUACAUUUAACAUUGGAGAAUUGUUGUAAUUUCCGGUUUUGUUAUUUUGUUUUGUGUCUUCAAGGCGAUCUGAAUGUGCAAGACAUUAAUGGCAACACACCAUUGAAUUUUAUGACCGAAAGACUAUCAUUGGGACCGUGUUCUUUGAGCAUUGCCACAAUCAAAUUAUUUAUUGACAAUGGUGCAUAUUUCGAAAUUAAAGACUGUCAAAGAAUAGCUGAUUAUCGCCAAGUUCGAGACAUUCUAUUUACUGAUGCAAACUUGUGUGCAAAAUCUAUUUUAAAUAGUUUAAAUUACAAUUAUUUGCCUAUAUUGUAUAAUUCCUCUUUAUCUGCAUAUCUUCCCCCUAUUGAUAGCUGUAAAAUUUAUUUUUCUAACUCAGUGAAAAAAAGUGUUGAAAUGGAGAUAUUAAAUAAAGGCUAUUGUGACGUUUCAAAAAUGAUGUUGCCUUUAAAUUUCUUAUCAAUAAAGUGCCUUGCCAACCAUUAUAAAGAAUUCUGAAUUUCUAGUCUCAAAAUAAUGGUUUCUACCAUUUUAACUACAUUUGCAUUUGUUUCAAAUUUCUUAAGAUUUUCCACACCUAUUGAAAUUUUUAAACUACAAUUAUUUCUGUAUAACAAAUGGUAUGGAAUGGUGUUUCUAAAAGUGCAUAAAAAAGUUAAAUAUUACAUCUAGAAAUAGAUUUCUUGAUUGAUGAUUUGCAUGUUACAGUCUAUCUGCAAUUGAAUUAAAGAGCAGCAUAAUAAUAAUAGGCUGAUAAGCUUUAAUCACAAGGAAAAACAAGAAGCUUAUCUAGAAGUAAUUAUUUUGUCAAACUGUUGACUAUUAAUCCAGAAGUGGAUUUCUCGACUAAAGAUUUGCAGAUUACAAUUUAUCUUUUCAACAGAAACUAUUGAAUUAAAGAAAACAAUUGAAUUAACUAUUUGAACUAAAACAAUUGAAUUUAAGAGAGGGUUAAUAAGCGUAAUGUCUUAAAAAAUUCUCUUUUUUUGAUCAGCUAUAAUGACUAUUAAGGAAUAGAAUUUCAGUUUUUUGUGAAUAAACCUUUAUUUUUGAAAAAUAUGACGUUGAAAAUUUCCUUAAAAAAACACUAACCUAAGGUAAAGUAAAUGAAACCGAGAAAAUCUGUUAAAAGUAAACAAAACAUUUGCUGUGUUAAACAUAAUAUGUUUAUAGUUUGUUUACGUAAAGAAAUACCCUAGCCAUUCGUCUGAAGCAGUGGCGGUGACUAUGGUUACGAGGUUUAACUAUUUCGAGUAGGGGUAUCGGGUCAAUAUUUAAGAUAGGGUUUGGCUCUUGUCAGCGAGAGAAAGGGAAUCUGGUGAGGGAGAAGAUCCCCUCUUUUCUUGUUUCCGUAGCAGCAGAUGACGACCUUAGACUUCGUGGCGAGGGGAGUUAUUUCCAUAGACAAACUGUAGUUUAAAACAAGCCAUGCUUUUGUUGUUUUUUUGUUCUUUUAUAAGCUAUUGCACUGUUAUGAAUUUUAUUAGGUUGGUUAUAAAAUAUCUCCCAACAUGUUUUUACACUAAGUUUUUUAUCUGUUACAGUAAACAUUGUGCUGUGAUAAAUAGGUAAUUUAAAAAAGGACUGUGUCUUUAUUUUUGUAUUGCUUAUAUAAAUCAUAAAUAUUUUUUUUUCUUAGUGUUGUAAUCUUAAUACCUCAAAAAUAACUUUUUUCCUCACCAAAAUUUUAAGAUAAAAAGAAAGCUGUGUGCUGAUCACAAAACAUACCUAAAACAGUUUCAUCUAAAAUUUGGAAAAUGUAGUGAAAAGAGUGCUUGCACUAUUCAAUAUCCAAUUUUAAACUAAGUAAUAAUAAUGUAACCGUACAAAGCAUUUAUGGCAUAAAGUAUAAAAAGGAUGCUUAAGGUUAAAUGAACUGAAAAGAAAAGUGUUUUGCUUAUGAAUUUUUUCAUCCAAAGAAAGAAAAAACUUGAGACAGUAGUAAUUUUCUUUAAAAUAAAUUAUUUAAAAAGAAGGAAAGUGCUAUUUAAAUUAAAGUUUGAAAAAAAUAUGAACUGAUGUUUCUGUCAAAGAAAAAUACUUAAUGUUUGAAAACCUUGUUAACAAGAUGAUUCGAAUUUUGUUUCUAAGUUUUUCAACAAGAUGAUGCUUAAAUUCAAGGUGUUUUCUGUGGAGAAAAAUGAUUUUAUUAUGUAUAAAAAAGAUCUCUAUUUAUAAUUAAAAAAUUUUGUUGAAGUGUGA